Messenger RNA from Symbiodinium necroappetens, 1065 nucleotides. NCBI's taxonomy places the organism in Eukaryota, Dinophyceae, Suessiales, Symbiodiniaceae. The record is from the annotation of a GenBank genome assembly.
GAAGCGCUGGACCUGGAGUUGUACUUCACUCGGGUGAAGGCAAUCCAGGGCACAGACGCUGGCAACUGGCUCGCGGAACGGGUGCGUGUGGAGUUCGCCACCCUGAAGCAGAUGAUCGCCGAGCUGAAAGAGGGGGCCACGAGCGUGGAGGAGGUCGGCGAGACGUGGCUCCCUUCCGUGGCCCCGGGGCUCUUCGACGCCGACCUGGUCCUCUGCAGCGAGCCGCUGUGGCUGUGCCCCUUCGUGCGGCCGAGGCACGGAAGGACCAUGCUCGGGGUCCUUCACAUGGCUCUCCUGAACGAGUUCCCUGCCGCGGACGAGGCGAACCUGCGCGUCUUCUGGCGGGCCUUCAAGGACAUGAUGGAAGCCCAGCGGAUUUACCUCUCCAUCAGCUGCCGCAUCACGGCUGAGCAGGUGGCCUACCAAACCGGAUGGCGCCUGCCCUAUGUGCCGUUUGUUGGACUCGGCAUUCGAGCGAGGUACCAUCCCGCCGAAGCCCGGCGAGCCCUGCUCUUCCGGAACAACCGGCAGAAUAUGCUGACUUUCCGGAGGGCACUGCGGAUGUUCCUCGAGGAAGUAGCAAGCGACAGCCCUGUGGAGGUGGUUGACAUGAACAGCGGCCCGCGCGUGUACACCUUUCAAGAGAUUGCGGAGUUCCAUGCGGUCAUCUUUCUGCCCCAUGGCCCCAGCGCCCUGCGCCUCACGGACGUCUAUGCCGCGGGCAUCCCGUCGCUGGUGCCCGAGGAGCCUAUGAGCCACAAGUUCAUCUGGAGCAGCCGCACCUUUGGAGGCUAUGAUGCUGAGAGACACUGCCUUUCUGUUGCGCCGCCAGAGUUUCGUCGUGGAGGUGCAGAGGAGCCGUUUGCUUAUCAUCCCACGCAUUACCUGCAGUCAUGGGCCAUUCACCGCUUCAUCGACGACCGUCGCUACUGGUAUCGUUAUACAGAGUGGGCCACACUACCCCACCUCCUGCCCUUUGUCUCCCUUCCCUCGCUCGUGGCGUCGCUUGGGACCUUGACCCGUGAGCGAGGGCUCGCGGUCUCGGCGCUCAUGGCGCAGCAUCAU